Messenger RNA from Pelobates cultripes (western spadefoot toad), 20364 nucleotides. Lineage: Eukaryota; Metazoa; Chordata; Amphibia; Anura; Pelobatidae. The record is from the annotation of a GenBank genome assembly.
AUGAGUGGUUUUAUUAUCCCAAAUACACCCAUUGCUGUGGAUUUCUGGCAGAGCAGGAGGUGCAAUCAUGUCCGACUCUUCUUCCUGACCCACAUGCACAGUGAUCAUACUGGUGGGUUGUCUUCUACGUGGAAACAUCCUGUGUACUGUUCACCAGUCACUGCAAAGCUUCUCAACCAUAUGCUGCAGGUAAGAAUACAAUCCAGCCUUGGUUUUUGUUUUAGUUCUAUGUAGCACUCAUUUGUAGGUAGACAUCAAAGGCAGGGGCGUAACUAGAGCAUUUGGCACCCGGAGUGAGUCCUAUUUUACACAGUUACAGGCAGACAGUCAAACACACAGGAAAUCACACAGGCAGACAGUCACUCAUACACACAGAUUCACAGACAGUCAUACACACAAUCACAGGCAGACAGUCACACACACACACACAAACAGUCACAGACAGUCACUCACACACACACACACUCACAAUCACAUGCAGACAGUCACACACACACACAGGCAGACAGUCACACACAAUCACAGGCAGACAGUCACACAUACACACAACACAAUCACAGACAGUCACACACACAUACACAAUCAGAGGCAGACAGUCACACACAGAAUCACAAUCACAGUCAGUCACACACACACACACACAGUCACAGACAUUCACUCACACACCCACAAUCACAGGUAGACAGUCACACACACACACACAGUCACAGUCACUCACACACCCAUUAUCACAGGCAGACAGUCACACACAGGCAGACAAUCACACACACAGAGUCACACAGACAAUCACAGGCAGACAAUCACAGGCAGACAGUCACACACACAGGCAGACAAUCACACACACACAGUCACACAAUCACAGGCAGACAAUCACAGGCAGACAGUCACAAUCACAGUUACACACAGCACACACUAGCAAAGGAGGAGUGGAUUCAGUCCUGCCAUGCUGUAGUUGGGGAAGCAGGGACUCCUUCCUGCUUCCCCUCUGUGUGCAGCAGUAUGAGGCUGCAUUUAGCUCCGCCCCCACGCCCGAUCAAACGCCUUUUCGGCGUCUGUAGAGAGGAGGAGGGUUAGCCGGGUGGUAUCACGGAGCUGCAUGGAUCACGCUGAGUGCCCUGAUGGUGUUGUCACGCGCUUCUCUACCAGGUAUGAAGCUCACUUGAUUGGGAUGGACCAGGUUCGGAAGCACUCUACCCACUCGCAGAGCCAGGACCUUUGUAAAUAGCUGUCCACGUUAAGGAGGGAGAUCGGCCAGUAGCUAGCACAGUUGGUUGGGUCCUUCCCGUCCUUGGAGAUAAGUGUAAUGGUCGCUGCGAGCGCAUCGGCUGGGAAACGCCGAUGGAGUGCCCGGUGCCUUAUGUGCCUUAGAGACCUUUAGAGCCAACUGCAAUUCAUCCAGGAUGAUAGGAACAUCUAUUUUCGACUGACGUGCUGUUGUAGAUAUUCAGUUAUUUGGGCCAUGCAUCUCUCGCGAGUUCCCAGGCCCCAACAUGAGGGUAGAUUAUAGAGUCCAGUAUAAUAGUGAUGAAACGCGUCUACUAUUCUGUCCGGGAGUUGCGUGGUUGACUGCCCUGGUCGCAUAUUUUAGUGAUAUGGGAGAGUUGCCUCCUCUUCUGUAGAAUUAUGGCAAGCAACCUCCCACAUUUAUAAGAAAAUUCAUAGAAAUGUCGUCGGGAUCUGCGUAUGGUGUGGAGCAGACUGAGACAAGAGCGCAUGAGGGCUCAUCUAGUCUCCAGGAUGGCCUUAUAUGUGUCUUCCGACAACGUGUCCUUAUGCGAGCAUUCAAGUGCAGCAACUUGUAGCACAAGCUCUGUGACCCUUUUAGCUUUGGGCAAUAGCGUAUGAAGAUACCCCGGAUCACACAUUUGUGUGCUUCCUAUGAGAGAAGCGGAUUCAUACGUGGUGUGUCAUUUUCCACAAAGUAAUGUUGUAGAGCUGUUCCGGCUUCCGAUGUCGACUCAGCCUUCUCGAGGAUCUGUCCACUGCCUUUCCUUUGGUUUAAAUAAUGGGGAGUUUAUGCUGGUUAAGAGUGGUGAAUGGUCAGACCACCUUGCUUGCAAGAUGUUGCAAGAUUGAAGAAGUGUGAGGUAUUCCUGAGAGAUAAAAAUAUAGUCUAACCUUCUGUAUCGAUGAUGCACCGAGGAGUAGAAUGAAUAGUCUCGGUCAUCUGGAUGUACUACCCGCCACAUUUCUGCUAUGCCUUGAUCACUGCAAGAUCUUUGCGCAGGUAAUUGGCGGGGAACAAACAAGAUCCUUUCAAUGUGUCCAUCCGAGGAUCCAAUGCCAUGUUGAGGUCCCCAGUCACAAUAAGCAUCCCUUCACGGAAUUGUUCCAGUGCAGCAGGGUACACGCUAAAAACUUGUGUUGUUUAAUAUUGGGUGCGUAUAUACAGGCUAGUUUGUAUAGAUGAACCGCUAUAGUCCGCAAUGCCCCACUCCCGGUAUACCCAACUAAGUGUGUCCAUCUCUGGGAACGUGGCUGCAGUCCAGUCACUGUCAAGGAAGACCAGUCAGAUCAGGUGCUAAACACAACUGAAAGGUUAGGUCAGGUCAACUGCCCUGCACCCACCCCCGAACCAAUCUGAGAAUUUGUGAGCCACCCCAUGAUAUGAGCGUGUCAUGCGUGUAGGCAAUAAAAAGUACAGCAUAAAAGAAAAACUAGGACUAAGCGAUACCCCGGGUCCACCCCGCUUCCCCACCUGGUGCAAUUUGUUAUAGGGCAGACUAUUUUCCGUAGUGCUACCAGUUAGUGUGGUCCAGGGUGUGUGGCAGGUCUAUCAACAUGGAAGAUCUACGCUUGCUAAUUUUGGUUCAGACUAGGCUGGACACAUACCCUUUGUGGUGCUAUGUGAGGUGGGUCUCGGCACUCAGCUGCUAGGUCCCUGGUGUGUCGUCAUAGCAAAUGAAGGGUGUAGGUCAGAAGUAUAUAUGUAGGUUAAUACAGUAAUAUACACAUUGGUAUGCAGGUCAGAAUCGAGCGUAAACCUCUUCAUUCAGUUAACAUUUUCUUUUUUUUUUUUUUAUUCCUAAUUUUGAGUUGUGCAUAAGGUUACAAAACAGGCUUGUGCUGCCAUGACAACAACAACAAGCUACUUCAGCAGACAUAGUAUAAUUACAGCAUGGCAGUCUAAAUAAAUGCACAUUUUUUCUAUGGUUAUGAAAAAUAUUUGGUACAGGCUAGGCACAUAUCUUAUUCGGGUGAAACUUGGUCAUUAAACUAGCAAGACAAUCUAGACACGAGAUUAGUAUCAUGAAAAUAAAAUGGAAAACACACUUAACUACAGUGUUGUUCUGUUCAGAUGACAGAUGCACCAGCUCUGUUGUAGGUAAACUAAGCUUAAACCCAUUAUGAGCUGUGAACUGAGAUGCAGCGUGAACUAAGAGUAAUGGGUCAUUUCUAGAAUGUUGAACCGUUUUUAUAAUAAGUUAUCAAGAAAACACAUGCUAGAAAUAUAGGCAAAAACACAGCAGUAAUUGAAAUAAUGAAAGGUUAAAGACUGUAAAUGGAUGUUUUGCUAGUUUUCAGAGAACAGCUCAUGGAUUAAAAGACAUGGUGGGGGAAUCCAGCUAUAGUAGGAUAUGCCUGAGAGAUGCCGAUCUCCUCUGCGCACCAAAUACAGUGCCUUAGAACCACCGUCAUCUGGGACGUAAGAGGCAUGCGUGUGAACAGGUGCCAGGUAUCUGGCAUAUGUUGGCAGAGAUUAGUGUAUUAGUGUAGUUGGGGGUCAGAGCAUCUCUGGGAGGUAGGCAACUUCAGGUCUGGUCCGGAUUUGUGGUGUCUUGACGUGGAGGUGAAGGCUAGAUAUGGGACGAACUCUCCAUUUCUGCCUCUGCAGCGGGCCCCGUCAUCAGCACCUACUUGGGAAACCGUUGGCGAUGUGAGGAUAUUUAUGUGGUGAUAAAUAUUAAAAUAAUAUUUUCAUAAAAAUUAUCAAAAAUUAAUUUAAGAAUUUUUAUUAUAUCAAAAUCGAUAUCGUGGCACUGUUCCCCGAAUAAUGAUAUAAAGCUGAGAAUUACUCACGAUUUUAAUUCUCUUAGAUCCGAGAGGAAGUUUCACUACAGUGUUUUUACUUCACACAGCAAUCACAAAUUAAUUAUAAAAAUAUAAUUUAUUGUGACAAUAAUAAUAAAAAUAAUAACAUGCAUGACAAUAAUCAGUGAAUAUUUAGGUAUAACAUAAGUAUACAAUAUGGCAAUGCUUUCACAACAUAGACAGCUAAAAGCAACGGUUGUAUGCAAUUUAACAAUAAAAUUUAUGAUGGGACACUUCACUUAAAAAACUAAUUUACAGAGAAGACAAAACUUCACAGAACACACAGCAAUGCAGCGUAAAGCAAUACAAACUUUGGCUGACAGUCAAAUCAAACUGAAUUAACUCUUCCACUGCUGGCUACAAUCCUCAUAGAAAUAUCCUAUUAUAUUGCAAUUUUACAAUUAAAGUAAUGCUCAUUCAAAAUCAUUUAACCAUUCCUCUGUUCAUCCAAUAAGAAUAAUUCUACCAAAUUUUACGUAUGCCGAAUUUUAACUUUCCUAAAUAAGAUUCACUAUCUCAUUAUAUCAGAACAAGUCAAUACCUCUGGAUAAUAAUUUGGUAUGCUAACAUUUGGCAAAUUUACUGUUUAUAUAUCGUUAUCUUUAUACCACCUGCAGGAAUGGAAUUUUUAUAACCAUAUAUUCCUUAGUUAAUUAUGAUUUCUAAUAGUUGAAAUCUGACCAAGAUUUAUGCAGAUAUAUAUUCCUGCUAUUAGUAAAAAUAAUUAAUUUAAUUAAAUAAAACCAGCAUAAAUACCAGUUAGGUUGUAGAUUUUCUAUCAGAUGUGUAGAUAUGUCCCAGGAAUUUUGAAUGCAAGUAUGAUGAGAAUUGUGAAAAGUGGAAAAGUUUUCAGAGUUCUGAAAUUGUGUUAGUUGGAAAGGUAAUAGUAAGAAUUAGGUGUGUCCAAGAGAGUGUUGAGAGUUUCUUGAGUACAGUUCAAGAGUCAGAAUGUGUAAGUCCCCGAGAGUUUGAGAGUCAGAAUAUGUUUCCAAAGAGCCCUCUCUCCCCUUUGUCCUUACUUUUUAACCCCUUAAGGACACAUGACAUGUGUGACAUGUCACGAUUCCUUUCUAUUCCAGAAGUUUGGUCCUUAAGGAGUUAAAGGGGAAAACUCUCUGCACGUCACUAGUUGAUAGGACCAAUAGGGAACUGUAGGUGUGUCUUCCCUACAGACUAUCAGCUAGUUUUUGGUCAGUAGAUGGCGCAAUUACAUCAUCAAAAAUGAUUGUCAGGGGGUCCAUUUACCCUUUUGUAUAAUGAGUUAACUGAAUUUUGUGAUGCGUUUGACGUAAUUUUCUUAUCUUUUUAUGGAUUACCGUCCAUCAAAGACAUGUCACUUCAAAGCAUUGGUUUUUCCAGUCAGAACGUCAGAGCGUUCCGUUAAUUUUUUUGAGAAAGUAAAAGUAAUUACUUAGGGUUAUCUGUCAUUUGAUGUUUUACUGUUUUUCUUGUCUUGUUUACAUAAGUCGUAUUCCUUAGCUCAGACUUGAAUGAAUAGAGUGAUAGAGAGAGAAUUCUUGUGUCUGUCUUAGCCUUGUAAUACAAAAUGUAGUCACCUCUGUUCUGAGGGUGACUGGCAGUAUACACUUUUAAUUUCUAUCUUAACAAAAAAUGUCUGCCUGGAUAAAUAUACUGACAGUGAUCACCAUCCUGCGUCCACUCUUGGGGCAUGAGAUUACCAGAGGUGCAGGUGCUGGAACAGUCUGCUUUGCAAGUGUGGGGUUCAGUGUCCUCUUAGAUUUCUUUGCCCAAAAGGCAGCAAAGAUUUCAUCAAGCUUGGUCAGAGAGUGAGAUGCCAGACCACCACAGGCCCCUAGGCUUGCCGACUGAAGUAUGGCAUCCACCAUAUUGGAACUGGUGAUUUCUGGGAUGACUAGUCUCUGAGACAUGCAGUGUUUGUGGUAAGUAUUCUGCUGGUGCCGGGAUAUUCCUCACCGGCGGGGGGAGGGGAGAGGAGAACUCAUAGGUGGUCCUCUGCAGCUUCAGGUUCUGGCUCCAGGGAGCCCCUGGCUUAGUGAUCACCCACGCCUCCAACUAGGCCGCAAGAUGGACUGGUUAUUGCUGUUGCCGGGAUAGAGACCAGAGAGCCCCACCUGUGCCACCACAAGAGUACCAACGAGUAGGGUGAGGAUUAAACCCGGUCAGCCCAGUAGUUGGGCAACAAUACAGCUUAAUUACAGAUUUAUUCCAUGGGGCCUUGGGUUUAUGCGACUUCUCUGCAUGGUGGUCAUGCUCUGCCCCCCAGUUAAAAUUUUUUAGUUAUCCCCACCAUGUACAUCCAUAUAUCUAGCGAGUACACAAACCCAAAGCAGCUGUAGAGAUCAACGUGUCCCAUCCUAGUCUUAGGCCGUCCGGCACUAAGACCCCCCCAUAGACAAUUCCCCUUAUGUGGUAGCCAGUCCCUCUAUCAGCUAAUGUGGUCUAGGGUGUGUGGCAGGUUUAACUACAUGUAAGAUCUGUGCGUGCUAGGUGUGGUUCAGGCUAGGCUGGGCGCAAACCCUUUGUAGUACUAUUUAGGGCUGGUCUAGGUACCCAGCUGCUAGGCUCCUGGUGUGUCCCUGUGGUACAGGCAGUGUAUAGAUCAUGUGUAAACAAUAAUAUAUAUUAGCAUGGCAAAAUUGCCAUAAAUAGUAGCAAAUUGACCAAAAAGGGGGGAGAUACACUAAAUGUAGCAAACUGAAGAUCUCUAAAUGCAAAAGUAUAUAUUUUUUUGUGCACCUGAUAUACUCUUUGUUCUAAUUAUAGAGUUUAUUUACUUUUGCAUUUAGAGAUCUUCAGUUUGCUACAUUUAGUGUAUCUCCCCCCUUUUUGGUCAAUUUGCUACUAUUUAUGGCAAUUUUGCCACACACAUACUUAUAGCAUUUCUUCUGACCAUAUUACUAUUAUUUUUGGACUAGUCAAUUCUAUCUAAUUAGAUCCUAAUUGUAUUACUUGUUUGUUUAGUAUCUGUGUGUUUCUCCCCCAAGAGGGAUUAAUAAAGAGUUUUUCGUUUUUUACUCUCUGCGCUCCACUUUUAUAUUUAUAAUUGCAGAGUAGCUUUUUUCAAAUAAGGAUACAAGGUAUUUUUGGGAGGCAGAUUGUUUAUAAUCUGCAACCCAUUAGUCCUAUUCUCUCUUUGCACUUCUAGGGGUUAGGCCCCAUUGUAUCUCUCAACCAUCACAACCUGGCGGAUGGAUUUGUUCCAUUCCUAACCAGUGCUGUGUUUCUUUCUAAAAUCUGUUAUUCCUCAGCGCCUGUCGGCCCGCCCCAGUGGAGCGGAGGCAUCAUCUGGCCUAGCCGGUUAGUAGAGGGUUGCAGGGUCUCGUCCAUCCUGGGCCCAAGCAGUUCUCCCAGCAACCAGUUGUGAACCCUCAAGGGAGGUAGAUGGAGCACUCUGAGGGAGCGGGGUACAUCAUCUGGGAACUUGAUCGUGUGCCAAGUUAAGCCCUGCCGAGCAUGCAGGCUGAAGGGGAACCCCCAUUUGUAGGGUAUUCCCUUAUCCUGGAGAGCAGUAGUAAGCGGCCUAAAGGCCCGCCUGGCAUCCAAAAUGAGUCACAUGGUCUCUAAAUAUCUUCACUAUUCUUUAGAUAUUUAUUUAAAUUGUGAAAGUCCACCAGUGUUACUUUUUUCCAUCACCAUCUGUGCUUUUACUUUUAGUCAUUUUGUAUCUGGCAAUGCUAUUAGCAGUGGGACCAGGGUGUGCUGGCAUGAGUGUCCCCCUAUCCACAUACAAUUAUAGAACUGUGCAUUUUGUGUAUGUAAAUAUCAUGUUGUAUCAGAGUUUGCAAAAAUAUAUCUCUUGUAAUUUCUCAGGUUGAUAAUAAAUGGAUCAAGCCCUUGGAGGUUGGACAGUGUCAUAUGCUGCGUUUGGAUGAAACUGGGAGAGAAACGGUUACAGUCACAUUAAUAGAUGCCAAUCAUUGCCCAGGCUCCGUUAUGUUUCUGUUUGAGGGUUACUUUGGCACUAUACUAUACACAGGUAAUUAAUAAGCUCCUUGGACACUGGGCUAAAACACUGCCUCAAGAUGCAAUAUGUACCUUUUGUCUCUGGAUUAAGUCAUUUGCUAACAUAAGGUAUGCGAUUCUAAGAUGUGGCUGCAGGUCUUAGAGAAGAGGAUUAUGUGGUUCCACAAAAAAAUAAAAUCUAUCAUAAAAGCAUGUACUUAUACUACUGUUACCCAAAUGUAUUUUCUCUCUUUACACAAAAUAAUAAUAAUUAAAAAAAAGUCAAAACUAUUUUUAGGGUGUAGAAUUUCUGAGACAGAUAAAAAUUACAAAGGACUAGGAAAUCAAGAAGAGGGAACAGGUUCUCUAGUUUCUGAAAAUAACCAUAAGGUAAGUUUCUGACCACAGUGAUCUGAAAGAGGACAGCUGAGAUAUAUCUGAGUAUAUAAACAAGCAAUAACAGCUAGGGGUGAAAUUAGUAUGAUGCUUAACUCCAGUUAAGACAAUUCAAUUCCAUUUGUUAAACACAUAAUCCCCAAUAAAUAGCCUCCUUGAUAAUUCUUUUUUUAUUUAUUUUUAUUUUUUACUGUUUGCCCACUGGCAGUUUUAAUAAAGCACCAUGGGCUAACAUAGAAUUAUGUUCACAUAUUUUUUAUUUAUUUUUUGUGACCUGGUUCUGCUUUCUGAGACUUUUAUUUAGCCUUUUUAGGAAAUGAAAAAAGAAGAUUUAAGAAGAACUAAGAUGUCUAAAGUGAAGUAUAAAUUCCUUUUGUAGGUAUUAGAUUGUUUGAGCUACCUCACUAUUAUUAUUGACACCAAGCCACAGGUGGGGAGGGUUAACUUGCCACAAUUUUAGUAGGUGGAAAAUGGUAUGUCAACCCCCAUCUUAGAAAUAGCCCCCACCUUCUGCCAAUGAAUGUGAACAGGAAAAAGCCUGCCCUUAUUUCUGUCCUCGUUUGACUCUUCCAAGUUGAAUGUACACAUUGAACUGAUAGUCAAAACAUACAUAUUUGUUUCCUGAAGAGCCUAGUUGCCAAAUAGUGCCACUGGCUUUUCGGAUGUAUGUUUGUAUAACCAUGUUCCACUUUACAUUUAAAGUAAUUUUUUCAGUCUUGCUCCAAAUUUGUAUUAUUACUUUUUAUCUUUCAGAAAGGCAUCUGCCAGUACGUCUUUUUUUAUUAUUUUAUAUUAUCUUUGCAUUUUGUUUCUUCCAGUACCAACCAAUUUCCCCCAUAUAUCUAACACUGUGUUUCUCAUGUAUCUUUACAAUCAUAAUUAGUCACAUUUUCUUUCAGCAAAUCACUUGUUCACCCUUUUGCUUUUACAAUAUAUUUCCCCUUUCUUCUUUUUAUUGGUUAUUCAUCCCCUCCUCUUCCCCAAUAUAUUAUAACUUAUAAAUGUCUUUCUCGGUUUAUGCCCGUUUCACUCCUCUCGCUCUCUCCUGUUAGAUUGCCAACAUUAUCUCACAAAUAGUCUUUUUCCCUCUUCUUCCCAAAAAUACUAAUUUCCAUUUUUUUCUAUGGCAUGCAUCUCCUCAGCAAAAAUGAUUUAAUUUGCUAGCCUUUAAUCCAAGAGCCCAAAUCCAAGGUACGUGAAGAAAAAUGCCUAUGAGGAUGCUGCAUAUCACCAUGGUUUGGAUGGGGAUAUGAUGGGCAAUAUGAAGAUGCAAGAGAUUUGUGCUUUUAUCACCAUGAACCAUUAUUACUCUUCCUUUCUUGUAAACGUUCACACUCAGGUAUCACUUAAGAGUGGUCUAGUUCAUUCUACUCAAUCAGAUUAAAGACAGCAGCCUGGAACAGUGACACAAUUUUCUCUUUUCCCUGUAAAUCAAAGUCCGUUGUUUUUAUCGUCUAUUCUAUAUACCACCAUCCAGCAUUUAUGUAGUCUCUCAUUUUUUAUUCUCCUAUACUGUUGCAUUAUACAUACUGGUUAUAUGCAUCCUUUAAUUAGUGCCAUGUUUUAUGUGCACUGUGAUCAAUCGCCUUUUCUCUUAUACAGGAGAUUUCCGCUACAGCCCAUCUAUGCUGAAUUGCCCACCCUUGCAGAACAAAAAGACCAUUGAUGUUUUGUAUUUGGACAAUACAAACUGUAACCCUGCUCAGAAACUCCCCUCUCGUAAGGAAGCAACCAAUCAGAUAAAAGAAAUCAUUGAAAAGCAUCCAGAACAUGAUAUAGUGAUUGGUAAGUGUAGAGGCAUACCUAAGGUAUUUUGCACUCAGGGUGGAUAUGUGAUUUGAAGCCCUUCCCCCAUUUCUUCUUCAAGAACCAUAGCCAUAGCCACCAGUUUAUUGUAGUGGUUAUGAUGUAAGGAGGCUCAUGGAUUCCAAAGCCCACCCCCUGUGGCUGGUACAACAUAAUUUGUACCUCCUUUCCCCAUUUACCCCCAGUUGUGUCCAAUCUUUCUGUCAACCCCCUCAUUCUCAUGUCUGUCCAGGCACCCAUUCUCUGUCUGCCCAUGUUUCUGUCUGUCCAGCCCCCCAUUCUAUGUUUGUCCACCCCAACACUCUGAUAGAGAGAGAGGGUAGGAUAUGACUUUUCAUCAUCAUUGGUAGUAAGAAUUAUAUGAGGAUUUCGAAUUGCAGUUAAAACUUCAGCAUAUCUUUUUAGUAUCAGUAUUUCACUGUAUUGAUUCCCACAGCCUGGAUAUUGUGGAGUGACCAUGCCUAAUUACCAAGCCCUGCGUUUAGUUAAAAAUGCCUGAUGUCUGUAAAUAUAAGAAAAAUGUUAGGUCUUCAAUAAGGCUUAAAGCAACGUUUUGGCUCCUUACUAGAGCCUUUAUCAUGCAUGAAAGCAAAACAUCACUCUAAAGGGAAAUUACGAAAGCACCUUCGUCACUGGGAUUUGUAGAGAACUGCUUGCCAGCCUCUUGCCCUGUGACUAUGGCCCAUGUAUUAGACCUGGAUUCAGGACUGUGGAAAGGCUUUGUUCGUGCUUUUUCCCUUCUACAGUUCAGCAGGCUUAUGGUGUUCGUUUACCGAACAAACAGAUAAACAGCCGGACUAUCCACAAGUGGAGUGUGCAGCCUGUUAACCUCCCAAAAUCUGUGGUUAACCGCAGCUUAAUUGACGAACGGCUGGGUUGUCGCCGUUCGUAUGCACGAACACGUGGCAGCGGCUAUCUUAAACUGUCAAACGGCCAGCAGUGUUUUGUCAUCAAACGCUUGGAAUUAUUUUCGUACACUAUUUCACACGAACACCGCUGGGACUUCCAGCCAUUCGUUUAUUUUUCAUACGAACGCAGUGGCGUUCAGUACAUUGAAGUCCACGAACCAGGGACACACAUAGACUAGGGCCAUUCACCAGUUCCUUCGAUAAUUCGAAUGGUAUUUGAACUAUUGGAAAUAGACCGGCCGCACAGCCUAAUUCUCUGGAACUGUUUUGGGCAUGAAAAUAUGUGUGUGGUCGGUCAAACAAGACUUCCAAGGAACUUUUGAACCCCUGGACCGAUCUGGGUGAUUUUUAAGUAUGCUUUAUAAGGAUAUGUUGUGUUUUGGGGUCUUCUGCACUUUGGAGAAAAUGUGUGUUUUUCUGCCUGUGGAUAAUUAGGUUAUUAUAUUAGCUACUUUAAUUAUAUCCCAGGCAGAGGGGAGGGAUUGUUUGCUGUACAUGGGAGUGUCACAGACUGUAUGUUUGUUCUUAUUGGUCUGUACAGUUGGGAAUGCGGUGUUCCAUCAGGUCCAUGGAGUGUGCCUCUGGCCUGAGGAAUUGCAUAAAUUGGAAGUGCUGGCUUGCAUUAAACAGACUUCAUGAAGUCUUGGCUCAUGUUUGGGGGGUAUUGGAGAACUACCUACUCUCUGGGGAUUGCUAUAAUCACUAUACUCCCCAGAGUAUAAUCACUAAGCUCUUGUAAGAGAGGUACAGCUACGGGAAGCUGGAUCCUGGUCUUGGGUCCAGAGUGGGUGGAAAACAGCAAGACCCCAACCGAGCUGCGGCGGUUUGUGGGGUCUGCGGUGGUUAUGGUGUCUAGUGGAGUGCUUGGAGCCCUCGGGAAGCACUAGGAGCAUCCGUCAACGAAGGUACCCAGUCGGGGUGCCAGGCAAUUCGUUUCAAGGGACACUUCAUAACACCAUAACAACUUCAUCUUAAGAAAGCUGUUAUGUUGCCAAAAUGCCCCCGGCACACUCUUACCUUAAUAGGUUAAACUGUUCCCAAACAACUUAAUCCCAGAGAUAGCCUCCAGCACCGAUCUCCAGCUCUCCCAGGCAUAUCGCUGACAUCUCUAGCCAAUCAGCAGCGCCCCUGCCUGGCGGCACUCCACUCUUCCUGAAACUCAGAUUCAGAACCCAGAUGACACCUGGGGGACCUGCUGAUGAUAAACUCUGAGUGCUCAGGAAAUUUUGUAAUAUUUAAGCUUUGCCUUUGGGUCUUGCCAGCUUGGCCUAAACCAGCCUUAGGUGGUUGUAUUCCUUGAUGUUUGUGUGCCCCUUCCUGAAUUGAAUUCUACUGAUGUCUGUAGGUGCUCCUGAAUGGAGAGUAGCAAGGUGGGUCUGAGAGCUGACCGACGGCAUUAUGGAGUCCCAAGUGCAGGAAUCCUCAGAAAAUAGUAAGAGCUUGCAAGAAGACUUAUGUUUGUGGAGUUACGUUCGCAGAGUUGUGUAGUAGGGAGGGAGAAGUCUGAUGGAAGUUGAGAGUUUUUUUAUAUAAAUAUUAAUUUCCCUGAACUAUAUUUUCUCUAUAUUAAGGGGUUAUGUAGGGGUUACGCUCUUGAGAGGUCACCAAUUUACCUUACCAGCAAGAUGAAAUCUUUCCAGAGUGAUUGCAGAAGCCGGUCAACCAUCUGCCUACUCAGCAGGAACAAACAGAAUCCCGACACCGGUAUCUGCUGGACACGAUCCGAUAUAGGGUCUCUGCUCCGACUCUGGGGUGAGCCCACACGUGGAGGGGAAGAUGGAGAUACUCAAGUUUAGCUAAGGCGGCUUAAAAUCAGCCAACAUGCAUCAGCCCUCGAGCCUUCAAUAAGGCUUAAAGCAACGUUUUGGCUCCUUACUAGAGCCUUUAUCAUGCAUGAAAGCAAAACAUCACUCUAAAGGGAAAUUACGAAAGCACCUUCGUCACUGGGAUUUGGAGAGAACUGCUUGCCAGCCUCUUGCCCUGUCUGGGCAGCUGGUGCACCGCUGCCUCCUCACCUGAUCCUGGCCUGCUGCACCUCCUGGAUGACCUGACCGGUCUGCAACAAUUGCUGACAGCGAGAUCACAGCAGGACUAUACGAGGCCCCUACAGGGCAUUGGCUGACUGGAAUUCAAACAGAGCUUCUCCCUAUUAUAUUCGGGUCUCCAUUAUACUCUGCCUUCACAUUGUUUGCACUAGUUCGGCAUGAUUUACAAUAUAUGUUCCUGUUCAUAACAUACCUUUGAUCUAUUCCCGGGGCAUUGCUAGUCAAUCACCUGCUGUGGGUAUCCUCGGAUGUUCACAUACUCUACUUGUAUCCUUACAAACCAGCUCAAUGCAAUUAAUAGGAUCUAGCCCAUGUAUCUCUCUUUGAACUGACACGCUUCAUUUGUUUUUAUUUCGUUCUUAUUUUAAUUUCAAUCACAUUUAGCAUUCAUUAUUCAGGGUCACAGAGGGUUUCACUAUUUUGGUUGGCAUGAGACAGUUUUCCUUCUCAAGCACCUGUGACAUAGCCCACACUCCCUUAUAAGUUUACAAUGUGAUUGUUUUUCUCACAAAAAUACUGCACAUGUUAAUACUCAACCGUUUUCUCAAGUCAUAAUUUAAAAAUAUGCAUUUCCUUCACUUGCCAUGCUACUAUUUCAUAAUGUAUGAUGUUGUUAAGCUUGUUAAGGCUGAUGUGGCAAUACUGGUUCAAUUGUAAUAAUAUACAAAUCAAAAAGAUCAAGAAAGAUUUAAAAGGGGAUAAAGAGACCAUACAACAAUGUAAAGAAUGUUCAGAAUUACUCCCACCAAAUAUUCACACAGAACAAGGUUCAAUCACUAAAGAAUUUUUCAGUAAACUACUUGAAGAUCAUAAAUAGAUUUUUUUUUAAAAUGACAGUUUCCAUAAAUAAAUUAAAGAUUCUAAAUCAAAAGGCCCAAGAAAAUUCAGAAAAUUGGAAACUUUCAAAUUUGAUAUCUCCAAGUAACAAGAUGCAUAUGAAAUCCUAAAGUGUUUUUUUUUGAGCUUUAUAACAAAAUGGUAGAAUUGGAAGACCGCUCAAGAAAAUGUAACCUAAGAAUUAGAGGGAACUCAGAAGGUCUAAAAGAGGGGUCUAAAAAUGAUGAAAUAAAGUAUUAUUUAUAUGAAUUCUUUAAAGAAGUUUCAGAUGAAAUCGCAGAGAAAGCAGUUUUACUGGUUAAAGCUCACAGGAUUUUCAAACCUGUACAUGCCCCAGACCAUUCUCCAAGGGAUAUCAUUGUCUGCUUUCAUAAUUAUACUUAUAAAGAGAAAAUAUAGAAAGAAGUAGAAUACUGCCAUUUGGCAGUUACGCAGCCAAAUAGCAAGGCGAUCUAAUCCAUUCCAUGCAGCUUGGCACUCAGCAGAACCGGCACGGUCCAGUGAGGAAGGGACGGAACCACCGUCCUGGCGAGGAGAUGCUCUCUCGAGUGUGGCCUGUCGGCGUCGGAUGAACCACAGAUGCAUUGCAGAGAAGAGAUCCUCUUUCAUUCAAGUCACUAUUAUGUCUCUAACACAGGGAUUAAUGUCCUUGUCUCUUCUUAUGUUUUUCAUAGAAAUCAGUGCCCAGUGGAAUUAAAUCCACUGUAUUAUGUGUAAUUUAACCUGCCCAAAUCCUUGGGCAGUCUCUAACCAGCCUGAUCCCACUCAUAGGCAGUCUCCAGUUAGCACAGCAUGCUUAAUUCCAUUAUCACUCAACACCCAGCCUGUACUAUUCAUGUUUAUAUUGCCUUUUGUACUUACAAUUUUUAAUUCUGCCCAAUGUAUUGAAUUAACUUCAUAGCCUGAUCAGAAUAUACUUCUCCUUUGGUAUUGAGUGUGCCUGGCUUUUACAAUUUUUUUAUUGUUGUUUAAUCAUUAAUGCCAGUGCAUAUGUCAUGCUUUGUGUUAUCAUGACCCCUCUAGUUACAAUUCGCACUGAGCAUUCCAGUUUAAUUCCUAGCCUUAAAAAAAAAAAAAAUGCAGACUUCGUACCAAUGCCCUAUUAGACAUCUGUCUAUUCUCAUGUAUUAUUACAUCUUGUGGACAUGUCACUUCAAGCCUGUUUGUUUAUCACUUCAUAUCAUAAAUAAAGAAUGUAAAAUAAAUAAAUAUAUAUAUAUAUAUAUAUAUAUAUAUAUAUAUAUAUAUAUAUAUUCCCCAGGAUAUUUGGAGACCUUUAAAUCCAGAAACAAAGGAUUAUAUAUUUUAUUCCAUUCCGUUUUACUAUUAAUAUGAAUAAAUUAAAUAUGAAUGGAAACUAAAUGAAGCUUAGCCCACCUGAAUUUAAAUCUAGAAUUAAGGAAUAUCUAAAGAAGUUUAAUUUACCUAAACUUUCCGAAGAAGAUUUUAAUAUCUUAAACGCACCAUUGACACAGAAAUUAUUCAAGUUGUCCAAAAAUUAAAAAAUAAAGUGCUGGGUCCUGAUGGAUUUUCUAAUUACAUUUAUAAAAUAUAAAUCUUUUAUAAAGAUUUAGUGCAUUAUUUGCUAGAUGUAUUUAAUGAAAUUGGAGAUAUUAAAAAAAUGUUGACGAUAAACAUUCGUCAACAUUUACCUGAAGCCGUGGUAAAUGAAGGCACCAGUAAAAUAAUUCGAUUUUGGGAAAAAGAAUUAGCCAUGGCAAUUUCAGAUAAAGAUUGGUGCACCUCACUUGCCCAUAUUACCAAAAAUAUACAUAGCUUAAAUUUGGUUGAAUGUCACUUUAAGCUGGUAUAUAAUUGGUACUAUACUCCGUCUAAAAUAGCCAAAAUGUUUCCGCAUUUAGGUGACUCAUGCUGGAGAAGUGGUUUCCGGGUGGGAACCUAUAUGCAUAUUUGGUGGACCUGCCCUGUAGUGAGGCCGCUGUGGGCAUGGGCUUUCAAUAUUUUUUUUACACUAUCCAAUAAUAAAUUAGAAGACCCUGCCACCACCCUUUUGCAUAUAAACUUGCAUUCAAAAUCACUGAAAUUAAGUUGUAUAGCGACGCACUGUUUAGUGGCCGUUAAAAUUAUAAUUGCUAGUAGCUGGAAAUCAUCCAUUCCUUUUCAAAAGAUUCACUUGAUUAAACAAAUUAAAUAUCAACUGACUAUGGAAACCAACCUGAUUAAUAAUGUGUCUAAUGCAAUUUAUAAGAAAGGGAUAUAUAAGAUGUGGUUGGACAAAAUCUUAUUAAUAUGGCUGACCUUAUAUUGCUUAUAGUUGGAUUCUUCAUUAUUCACAAUAUUUUUAAAAAAAUUUUGUUCCCUAUAAGAAUAAGUUGGAUUGGAUCUUGUCCUUAAGUGAUAAAGUGACAGAGAAGGAAGGGAGUAGUGGGAAAUGGUUUCGGUUAUAAGUCUUUUGGACAUAAGAUGGUAGAUUUAUCUGUUAAAAUUAUUUACGACUAAUUUUCUCCCACUCUGAAGGUGUGAAAGAUUGUUUGGGGUUUUGCAUUGUGUGAUUGUUAUUUUUUUUAUACCUGUCCUGUUGAUAUAUGUAUUUAGAUCAGUAAUUAUUGUUAUUGGAUAUGUUUUGUAUAUAUAUGUUGUUAUGGUAUCUGUGAGAUAUGUAAUCUUGAUGACAUUUUCAAUAAAGAAAUAUAUAUAAAAAAAAAACAAACAUUUACCUGAAGCCUGGUAAGGAUAAAACUUUUAGACCUCUUUCUUUUAUAUAUGUUCACACAAAGAUCUAUUCAACUGUUUGGGCAAAUAGAUUUAAAAAGUUGUUCAUUACCCGGUAAAUAGUGACCAAUCAGGAUUUGUUCCAGGGAGAACAGCAGAAGACAAUAUAAGAAACAUUUUAGACAUAAUUUUUUUUGCAUAUAAACAGAGUGGAUCUUGCUGGCCCUGUCGUUAGAUGCCGAAAAAGCCUUUCAUAGGGUCGGCUGGAUGUAUUUAGAAGAGACUUUUCGUCUGAGAAACCAAUUUUUGGACAUGAUCUGGGUUCUUUAAAAGUAUCUAUCAGAAUGCAUACUUGGUUUGGGAAAAUAUAUCUUACUGGUUCUGGGUUUUUAAUGGCACAAGACAUGGGUGCUCCCUGGCCUCAAUGUUGUAUGUCUUCACUUUGGAACAAAAAAUUAGAGAGAACUUAAAAAUAAAAGGCUUCAGGAUGGGCGAUAGAUGUCUUCAAAUAUCGUUGUCUACCAACGACAUACUACUUACUUUAGAGAAACCAGAAUUAUCUUUGAAAGCAUUAAUGACAGAAAUCCAGCGAUUUUCUGAAGUAGAUUUCUAUAAAUUGAAUAUUGAGAAAAGCCAAGCAUUUGCUGGCAUUUAGGUUCUGGACUGUCCCUAUGAUUCUGAUAUGCUUCAGAAAUGUUCUCUCUGUAUUGGCACAAGUGAGCCAAAACUAUUUUAAAGCGGGAAUCUACCGUUCUCUACCGUUCUCAGAGUUCUCAUAUCCUCUGCUUUAACUAUAAACAUUUCAAUGGACAGAAAACACACUGGAAUAUCUAGGUAUAAAAAUUUAAUUAAAAAGCAAUGAUAAUUGAAACUAACUACAAAACAAUGGUAAAUUUAAAAAUAAAAUAAUGAAUGAAAAUAAAUAUUUUUCUUUCUGGAGUUAAUGCUAUGAAAUAUUAUUUUCUCCAUAAACUCACUAUUUUGGUCAAUUCCCCUGAUCGUACCUAAAAAUAUCUUGGCAGAAUUUCAAAAACCUUUUAAUAGCUUUAUCUGGAACUAUAAGAGAGCACAAGUAGCAUUUGGUAUAACCUCAAGAAGUGAAAAAAAUGUUGUCUAUGAGUACCAGACGUAGGCAGAAUAAAAUGUUUGCUCAUGUAGCUAAAUGGUUUUUACAUAUUAACAGUGGCAAUAUUUACAAAAUAAUGUAGUUAAUGAAAAAAAUGUGAGAAUUGUAUUAUGGUGGAAACAAUUGAGUAUGAAAUAGAGAAUCCUCCCCUCUGCCUGUGAUAUAAUUACUGAACACAAUGGGUUAAUGUAAUUAUCACAGGCAGAGAAAUACAGUUUUUACACAUGUACUAUAACUUUAAAACUAUACAUUCAAUAUUCAUAAAAACGACAUAUCACACUUCAAAUAUAAACAUAUCCAAAAUUCAGGUGAUUCCUUCCAGGGGUUAAAAAGUUAGUCGGAAGCCCUUUAUGACAAACCGCAAGCACAUUUUCAUGCCCAAAACAGUUCCAUAGAUUUUGGCUGUGCGGUCAGUCAAUUUCACACUGGAAAAAUGACUGAAAAAAUUUCACAUGCCGAACGGGACUUAGUCUCUGCGGCUGAAAAAUCAGUGUAGGAGAAGGUAAGGGUCAGCGGUGUUCGUGGAACUGUGUAGCCGAUUUCAGUUCCAUGAAUUUGGCUACACACACCGCUGACCGUGUUCAGUUGAAAAAAGAUGGCCGCCAUCACGUGUACGUUUGCAUGAACGGCGGCCCCCCAGCGGGCGGUAAUUUACCUACAGCAGGCUCCCAGCCUGGGAGCUAAAUUGCCUGCUCACUUCCAGUUCUGGGUGAUCCGCCUGUACAGUACUUGGUUCAGUAAGCCCCAUUUACUGAACCAAGUGGGAAAAAGUCAUAAGCAAAGUAUUUUAAAGGUCUGGGGACAUAGUCUUAAAGGGGCAUUGUUCCCAAAAGUCACAAUAUGUCCUCAGACGGUUCUUAAAGGGCUAGCACGGUCCAAUAAAGGGCACCAUCUCCCAGGGGCCAUAGUCAGCAGGCAGGAGGCGGGCAAGCAGCCCCCUCCAAAAACCAGUGGUGAGGUCUCUUUUGCCACAGUAAGGAAUAGUAAGUGGGCUACCUAGCUCAGCCUUCCUACUGGGCAUUGCUAUAAGGAAGGUUAAAAAAUAGAAAAAAGGAAAAAAAAAAGGUGGGGAGGGGAAUUGAGGAGGGAGAGGAGGCGAGCUGAUGCACAGAUGAGAAAUCAUAUUAUGAGCAAACAGAGAAAUCGUCUGAAUAUCACCGAAAGAGGAGACCUUCAUUUGUUCCUUACGAAAAUCGAACCAGAUAUCAAAUAUUUAGUCUCGCAGCAUCAACCUCAAGGAUCUCAUUAAUCACUAGUAACGGUAAUUUCAAUUUACUUUAUUGUUUUCUCAUUAAACUUUAUAAAGUUAAAAACAUUAUAAACAUGCAUAAAGUAGAAAGAUAAAUAUACAUACAUUUUUUUUUUUUAAUACACCCUCCUUUCUAAAAAAUAUUCUGCACUUGCACAAAAACUGGUGGGUGGUAAGGAAAUUUUUCCAUCAAGAAAGAUGCAUUAGUGGGCGGUAGGAAGAAAAAGGUUGACUACCACUGGUCUAGACUAUGUAUUUUGAAAAACGUGUAAUUAAUAUGUAAAGAUUUUGGGAUUUUAGAUACUACUAGUUUACGUAGCAUAUAGUAAUUCACUUAUACAUGUUGUUGUCUGUUAUUAUAGUUUAUGUUUGUUAAAUGUUUAGUGUUUAUAACUCAAAAUGAAAAAUAAAGAAUUAAAAAAAGAAUAUUUCUUUGAUGUUCUUUUUUUUCAUUUGAAACACAAUCAACUAAAAAAAUACUCAGUUUAGUGAACAUCAUACCUGGUUGGAAUACAUGGUUUCUUUGGCUUAACAUUAUGUCAAUAAUAGUGAUCUUGCUAUAUAAAUAUUACAUGCAUGACAGAUAAUCUUAUUUUUCAUCUUUAUUAAUUACAUGGAAUAUAUAAAAAUAAAGGUUAGUUUGAAAUGUACUUUAAACAUUCAUAUCAAACUGUAACUGUUGGAUUCGCCUAAAAUCCACAAUUUUUUCUUUCAGGUCUUUAUCAUAUUGGAAAAGAGUCCCUUUUGGUUGACUUGGCAAAGUACUUUAAAACUUGGGUGAUUGUAACCCCUCAACGUCUAGAACGGCUUAAAAUGCUUGAACUAGAAAAUGUAUUUGAAAUUAAAAAUGGAGCAGGUAGAAUCAUCGCUGUUUAUCUGUCAGAAAUCACUUAUGGCAAUAUGGUGCGUUGGAACCGUGACCAUUCAACUAUUGCUAUUAUACCCACCAGUCGUAAAAUCAAUCCAAACCAUAAGGACAUCCAUGUUGUUCCAUACUCUGAUCAUUCUUCCUUCGAAGAACUUACCGAAUUUGUAUCAAGACUCAAACCUUGUUCAAUUGUUCCUCUGGUGAAAACUGAAAAAUGUGAAACUUAUUUCAAAAGUUACUUGAGUGCUACAAAGAAGCAUGAAGUAACAAUUCCUGAAACUGUAAAAGCCUACAUGAAGAAUCCCAAUAAGAUGGCAGUAGGAUUGAUUAGAUAUCCACUCAGAAAUUUAAUUCGCAAGCGUGCUGCAAAAGGUGUUGAGACUUUUGAAGACAAUUUACCAUUUGUAGUGGAACAUCAGAAAUGCAGCUUAACACUUUAUAAAGAAAAAUACAGUUUACCUAGGAAAACUAUGAAGAAAAAAAACAAGAAACAAGUCUAA